Molecule: messenger RNA, 3746 nt
Organism: Sander lucioperca (pikeperch)
Lineage: Eukaryota; Metazoa; Chordata; Actinopteri; Perciformes; Percidae
Gene: ehmt1a
Product: euchromatic histone-lysine N-methyltransferase 1a
Exons: 23
Coding region: 187-3246 (1019 amino acids)
Cellular component (GO): nucleus
Molecular function (GO): histone methyltransferase activity; zinc ion binding; p53 binding
Source: RefSeq, a predicted model, not a curated record
CAUGCUCGAGCCAUAGCUCGAGCGGGUGGAGGUGGAGGCGGAAGUGGAAACUGUUGUCUUCCUGUCCCGUCCCGUCCCAUCCCUACCCACCCACCUUCGCUCGGAUACAGCUACACCGACUGGAGCUGGUGUUGCUGAGGCCCCCUCAGUCCGACUGGCUUUAACAAUCAACCCCACAGGACAGCAAUGGAUCACAGUGGAAGCAGUGAGGGGCCUGGGCCAGGUAGAAGACCCUCCAGUCCCUCCUCUCGUGCACCCAUGGGCGCCAAGGGACACGCAGCACAGAGUGGUCAAAGGCCCAAAGUAAAGAUAACUCCUUUCCACAGCUCACCUAUAGUCAGCAGUGAUGGAGCUCUCCGCAGCAAACGACCAGGAGCCGCUUUUGGGAAACUGCUGGCAUCUCCUGGCAGCCUGGCUCUGGACUCACUUGGUCGGCUGAGUGCUCCACCUGUCAGAGGGAGACUUGCUGCUGCUGCUGCUGCUGAGAGCUCAGGGGGACAAACUCCCAGUUCAGGCUCUGUACUGACCACAACACCUGCUGCCAGGAAGGCACCAAAGACGAGCACAGAGCUUCGUCAAAGUCAGAAAGGCAAAGGCAAAGAGAGGGGAGCUGUCUCCACCUCCAUCAGACCUCAGUCCGCUGUGAAGAGGAAGAAGAGGAAGAUGGGAAUGUACAACCUGGUCCCCAAGAAGAAGGCCAAGACCCUUAAACAGCAGGAGAAGAAAGGGGAGCCAGGUCCCAGUGUGGAGAAGAACAGAGCUGCAACAGAUGAAAAACCAGUGAUCCUACCAGAGACUCUGAAGGCCAGAGAACUGACAGCCGCCAGGAAUGAAUCGUUGAUGGAGGUGCAACCUGGAGAAGGCUGCCAUGUUGAGUACACAGAGCUGGCUUUGGACUGUUUGGACCUGAAAGCUCAGGAAGAGCUGCUCUCACCUCCCCUGUCAGGUGUAGCAGUGGAUGCUGAGCUGACAGAAACAGACCUGGCUGAGGAGUUACCACUGUGCUGCUGUCGUAUGGAGACUCCUCACAGCGGAGGCAGUCUGUCCACAAUGGACCAGACCUGCAUGGCCAUGGAGAGCGUGGAUGGAAUGCUGAGUCGUUGCCAGAGGCGAGUGGUGAAGCAAGAAAUGAUGCGACCCUCCAACACGGUCCAUCUGCUGGUUCUGUGUGAGGACCACCGGGCCGGCAUGGUCAAGCACCACUGCUGCCCUGGCUGUGGACUCUUCUGCAGGGCGGGCACCUUCAUGGAGUGCAGGCCGUACGGCAGCAUCUCCCACCGAUUUCACCGCGACUGCGCCUCCAUCUUGAAGGAUCUCAGGUUUUGCCCCCACUGUGGAGAGGAUGCCAGCGGGGCGAAAGAGGUCACUGUGUCGAUGGCUGAUCCGUCUCCCUCUGUACCCAGAUCGAACCCCGGGCAGCCGCUGCCAGCGGUGCCCACUGUGGCCACCCUGCCAUCAGUACCAACCACGCCUGCUGUUCCGCAGAUACUCAGAGCUAAGAAGACCAGCGAGCCGCAGAGGGGCAGAGACGAGAGGUUAAAGAGCGAGGCUGUGUGCGCUGCAGAUAGACCACCUAAAGAGUCACUGGAAAGCAUCCUGAUGGCACUGGAUGAUGAGAACCUGAAACCAAAGAAAGUGAAGUACCCCACCAGACAGCUGUACAUCUCUGCAAAACAAGGAGAGCUCCAGAAGGUCAUUCGUCUCCUUGUUGAUGGGAAGGACCCCAACUUUCUGAUGGAGGGCCACAACAAAGUCACCCCUCUUCAUGCAGCAGCGGCUGAGGGUCACCAGGAGAUCUGCCACAUGCUGGUCCAGGCUGGAGCCAACCUGGAAAUGUUUGAUGAGGAGCAGAGAACACCACUGAUGGCGGCCUGUGAAAACAACCACCUGGACACAGUGAAGUACAUGCUGAGAGCCGGAGCAGCUGUCAGUCACAAGGAUAUCAUGGGCUUCACCUGUUUGCAUCUGGCAGCUAAACUGGGACAUUAUGAUAUAGUCCAUCAUCUGCUCUCCAAGGCAUCCAAAUACAUCAACUGUCAGGAUAACGGGGGGUGGACUCCCAUCACCUGGGCCAUUGAGUACAAGCACAAGGAGCUUGUCCACCUGCUGCUGGCCAGAGGGGCCGAUGUUAACAUCAGAGACAAGGAAGAGAAUGUCUGCCUGCACUGGGCGGCACUUUCGGGCUGUGAUGACAUUGCCCAGGCUCUGCUGGAGGCCAGAUGUGACCUCAACGCUGUCAACGUUCACAGUGACUCAGCGCUUCAUGUUGCUGCCAGAGAGAACCACCUGGAGUGCGUGAUGUUGUUUCUGUCUCGUGGAGCUGACGUCAACCAGAAGAACAAGGAGGGAGAGACGGCUCUGGACUGCUGCGUCUACGGCUCCAAGGUGUGGACGGCCCUCAACACCAACAAGAAGCUGACUGACGCCAGGAGAGGCAGGGACUGUCAUGGAGAAAAAGUGCUCAGCAGGGACAUUUCUCGGGGGUACGAGGCAGUUCCUAUUACCUGUGUUAAUGGUGUUGACAGCGAGCCGAGCCCUGACAACUUUAAAUACAUACCUGACAGCUGUGUCACCUCCCCACUGAACAUAGACAAGGACAUCACUCAUUUACAGCACUGUAGCUGUACAGACGACUGCUCAUCCAGUACCUGCAUGUGUGGUCAGCUCAGUCUGCGAUGUUGGUAUGACAGUGAGGGUCGACUACCACUUGACUUCUGUCAGAGGGAGCCCCCCGUGCUGUUUGAGUGUAACCACGCCUGCUCCUGCUGGAGGACCUGCAGGAACCGAGUGGUCCAGAACGGACUGAGAGCCCGGCUGCAGCUCUUCAGGACACAGAAGAUGGGCUGGGGAGUGAGGACCAUGCAGGAUAUUCCUCAGGGAACGUUCAUUUGCGAGUAUGUCGGGGAGAUCGUCACUGAUGCAGAGGCUGAUAAAAGGGAGAAUGACUCUUUCCUCUUCACCCUCGACAAUAAGGUGGGAGACGCGCACUGUAUUGAUGCGAGACUCUUUGGCAACAUUGGCCGCUUCAUCAACCAUCUGUGUGAGCCCAACCUACUGGCUGUGAGGGUGUUCACCAUGCACCAGGAUCUACGCUUCCCUAGGAUAGCCUUCUUCUCCAGCAGGCCCAUCAAAGCUGGAGACCAGAUAGGGUUUGACUAUGGCGAUCACUACUGGAGGGUGAAGAGCAAGUACUUCAGCUGCCAGUGUGGGUCGCUCAAGUGUCGCCACUCAGCUGGUAGGCGAUAGAAACUCACUGAUGAACCCCUCAGCCCUCUUUCUGCCUAGACACAUUCUGUCGCUUUGACCUCUUUGAUGUCACAAACACUGUCUUCUGAACCAGAUAACAUGUAAGAGUGAUUCUUUGAUUACGUAAACACCAAUGGGUUUUCUGGUAUUCACUUGAAUUUCCCAGUUUUCAAAUUCCAACAACUGAAAGAUAAACAUUGUGAGAAUCUGUCACCUCAGAGCACAUGAUCUAACUUAUUUAUACACCUUACUAAGGUUACUUAUCUAUGUGAAGAAAACUGCAGCUUGCAAUCAGCCAGAAAUAUUGUAUGUGGGAGAGGGUUUAACUAGCCAAUAAUUAGGUUAAAUAAUUUUAAACAGAUGAUUUUAACAUUCUUGGACUCUUCCUUUUAAUACUGCAAAGUGUUAUAUUUGUGGAUUAAUGAAGUGAAGAAAUGUUUUGGUAGUCAGUGUGCUUUUUACUACAUGACUAAUCAGCAAUUAAACACAUUUUUAAAGCA